AUGUCAGUUAGUUUAAUGUUUGAACGGAUAAAUAAUCACAGCUGUUCAUUCCCACAUCAUGAAGAAAAACAAUUAACACGUAGAAAAUCUUAUUAUAAAUUUUAUCAACUUGAAUUACGACAAUUAUUAACAGAAAAUCGUUUUUAUCAAGAACAAGAUGCAAAAUCUACCAAGUCAAAACAACAAUCAAAAAUUCAAAUAAAUAAUAAUAAAAAAAUAUCAAAAGAAUAUAUGGAUCGUAUACGAGAUAAAUCAAAAUUACAAUUGAAAAAUUCCGAUAAUGAUAAAAAAGUCAAUAAUCUUAUAUCAAUUAAUAAACGUAAUACAAAAGAUUCUGUUAUAUUUACGAUUACAUCAACGAAUAUACCUAAUACAAGUACUACAGCAAUAACAACAGAAUCAAAAUUAAAAUCUGUCUUAAAACCAAAACAGUCUCCAUCAUCAACCAAACGUCAUCAUGUGAUAAAUACUCUAACUUCAUGUCAAAAACUCAUACCAAUUAAAUCACCUAUAGAAAUUCCAAUAAUUGAAAUUAAUGAUACUGAUGAUGAUUUAUUAAAAUCAAAUCUUUAUUCUUAUACAGAAGCAUUAUCAUCAUCACAAGAUCAUAUUUAUAGUUAUGAUCGACAUGCUCAUCAAUCAAUACUUAAUUCUAUGAUGGCACAUUUCAAUUCAUAUACACCAUCGGAUAUAUCAAAAUGGGAUUUAUUACGAGAUUUUAAUAAUAAAUUUUCGGCUAGUAUGUCUUCACAAGUUUAUCGAAAUUUUGAACGUAUUAUUCUUUGA
This is a messenger RNA of Adineta steineri, 786 nucleotides long. Lineage: Eukaryota; Metazoa; Rotifera; Eurotatoria; Adinetida; Adinetidae. The record is from the annotation of a GenBank genome assembly.